CGCCCACGUCGCCGUGGUUGCCCAAGUCCCCUUCGUGUAUUCCAUCCUGAUGAGACUUCUCGUUGAGACGGACUUGCCCCCAGAAAAGGCCUGUGUCUUCUUUCUCGUAGGCGGCAAGAAUACCUGGUAGGCAGCGGGGGCGCUUCAGAAGGUGCUUCCAUACUUCGCUUCCACUUCCUUCCAAGUUGUCUGAUGAUUUCAAGAUCGAUGUCUUUCUCCCUGAAUUUCCGUAGCGAGCGGUUCCGUUGAAAAGGUAUCUGUUCGGGUCGGUCUAGUGUGGUCUUUUGUGCCUUGCGAAACAAGAUACCCCUUACUUCCGACUCAAUGUCGACUCAGCCUCAUCGGAGUGCAGCUGGAGAAUUGCUCGGCCAGUUGCGAGAUGACCUGGAUACGAAGGAGUUAUCUCAAACGCAGCUAGAGGAAGCGCUCGGAAAACUCAAAGUACAAGGCCGAGAUGUCCACAACGUUUCCGCCAUCUACGAUGAGGCCGGGGUGAAGAUACUGGGCACCUACGCGUUCGGGGAUUAUUCGUCUAGCAUCCGUCAAGAGGCAUCGAGAUGUCUUGCAAAUGCACUCCUUCUACUUCCUGAGACUCGCCAGUACUCCAUCAGGCUCGGUUUGGACAAGCAAGCAACAGACGCUCUCGCGAAGGCCAACGCGGACGAGGAAUUUCUUCUCGCCCGGAUACUGUUCCUUCUGACUUACGAUCCUCAAAUCGACCUACCAACCCUCCUAUCUGAACACAAGCUCGCUGAAAGCAUCACCCGACAUCUGUCCCGACACGCAGAUGAGUUCGAGGCGCCCCGGACUAUGGGUCCAGACAGCCCAGCACUUUCAGAAACACUCAAAUUGCUGUUCAACGUCACAAGUGGUGCACCUGGACAGAGGUCGUUAUUCAGCUCUACCAUGGACUCGUUGUUCAAGAUUCUGUCUUUCGCUCCCAUUCCUUCUCCGCCACUGCAACCUCCCACUAGCCUCAUUGUCAAUGCAUUGGCAAACCUUGAAUUCAAGGCCGAGAGCCUGGAAAACGACCCCAACCUCGCCGCUGGCAUGAAUAAAUUGAUGGACCUACUUGAAUCAGCCGUUCGAAAGUAUUCUCCUACGGAAUUAGAAACAGGCGCUAUCCCACUCAUUACAGCACUGCGGAAUAUCAACGAAAAGGCAAGCACUGACUUGCGAGAAAGAAUGAAAGCACGUCUUCUUCCGGCUGACAAGGAGAGGGAUCAACCUUUGGGAAAAUCAUCAUCCUUAGCAUCUCGAUUAUUGCGGUUGACUACCUUAACAGGAUUAGUGAAUUUGUCCCAGGCGAUAUCUGCCUUGAUGUUCGAGCUUUCGGACAAAGACGCCAGUCAGUAUGUCCACAAUGUCGGCUACGGAUAUGCCGCCGGAUACCUGAUGACGCACAAAAUCCCCAUCCCCGAAAAUGCAAAGAAGAUCGAGACUGAGCACGACGGCGAAACCUCUCAAAAAGCGUCAGUAAAUCCGAUUACAGGUCAGAGACUUGACGCAGAGCCUACGCUUGACAUCCCUAAGAUGACGACGGAAGAAGCCGAACGAGAGGCGGAGCGAUUGUUUGUUCUAUUCGAGAGGCUGAACGCUACCGGAGUCGUGAAUGUCAAGAAUCCAGUGCAGCAGGCCAUGGAGGAAGGGCGAUUCGAAGAACUGAGUGAUUCAGAUUGAUUCAGACGGAGUUGUGAUGAGCAUUGAGGAGCUCUGACCAGCUCUAUAUGCAUGUCCUUGACAUUUCCUUCCAGCAACGAUACCCCUUCGGCGUUCAUACAGGCUAACCUGCGCUGUGGAUAAGAGCCUUGAUGUGGUAAUAGUGCCUCAAGGCGCCUUUUGAUGAAUUAAUUUAUUUUGG
This is a messenger RNA of Exophiala xenobiotica, 1861 nucleotides long. RefSeq lists its product as uncharacterized. Lineage: Eukaryota; Fungi; Ascomycota; Eurotiomycetes; Chaetothyriales; Herpotrichiellaceae. Bases 325 to 1680 code for a protein of 451 amino acids. The transcript has 2 exons. Gene Ontology annotation, biological process: G protein-coupled receptor signaling pathway. The record is from RefSeq and is a predicted model, not a curated record. Gene Ontology annotation, cellular component: cytoplasm. Gene Ontology annotation, molecular function: guanyl-nucleotide exchange factor activity; G-protein alpha-subunit binding.